Messenger RNA from Dendrobium catenatum, 2307 nucleotides. Its product is annotated as signal recognition particle subunit SRP72. Gene Ontology annotation, molecular function: 7S RNA binding; protein binding; ribosome binding. The transcript is spliced from 7 exons. Bases 304 to 2307 code for a protein of 667 amino acids. The record is from RefSeq and is a predicted model, not a curated record. Gene Ontology annotation, biological process: SRP-dependent cotranslational protein targeting to membrane. Gene Ontology annotation, cellular component: signal recognition particle, endoplasmic reticulum targeting. NCBI's taxonomy places the organism in Eukaryota, Viridiplantae, Streptophyta, Magnoliopsida, Asparagales, Orchidaceae.
GCCAAAUUCCGUAAAUCCGAGUUCUAGCGGGAUUUGGAUUUACAGGGAUUUACCAGAUUUAAGGCGUAAAUCCGCAAAUCCUGGAUUUACGGAUUUGCCGGAUUUACAGCGCCAUUUUUUGAGUUUGGCUGGAUUUACGGUAAAUCCUACUUAAAACGGGAAAUAAAUCCGAUACCAAACACCCCCUUCGUCGUCUUCCGUUCUUCAUGCGAGAGGCGACUCGGCGGGUAGAGGGACAGCAGUUUUCCAGUCGUUUGACAGUCGGUAGUCUCCUCCUCACAGUUGCCGGCCCAGCAAGAGUCCAUGGCACCCAAGGCGAAGCCAAAGCCCUCGCCGCCAGCCGCCAAACCUCAGACGCCACCGCUGGAGGACCUUUUCUCCGCCCUCCAUCGCCAUUCCGAGAAUUCCCAGUAUGAUCAGGUCGUCCAGGUCGCAGAUCAAGUUCUUUCGGUUGCCCCUGGAGACGAGGACGCUAUUCGGUGCAAGAUCGUUGCUUUGAUAAAGUCUGAUGCCAUUGAUAAGGCCCUUUCUACUAUUCUCGCAUCUGAAAGCCUGCCCAUCGAUUUAAAAUUCUACAAGGCAUAUUGCCUGUACAGGCAAAACAAGCUGCAAGACGCACUGGAAUCGUUAAACAAUCUAGAAAGAAGUUUGAUGGUUUUACAGUUGGAGUCUCAAAUUCUUUAUCGAUUAGGGAAAAUGGAUGCUUGCAUGCAAAAUUAUGAGAAGCUACAGAAACUCAAGAUCGAUUCCUUGGAUGUAAAAUCAAAUAUUAUUGCCACUUUGGUAUCAGCUGGAAGAUCUAAUGAAAUACAGGGAAUGAUGGAUGCUCUGAAAGUUAAAGCGUCCAGUAGCUUUGAGCUAGCAUACAACGCUGCUUGUUCUCUUAUUGAGAAGAAAAAAUAUGCAGAAGCCGAACAACAACUACUAUCAGCUCGAAGAAUUGGUCAGGAAAUGCUAAUGGAUGAGGAUUAUGCCGAUGAAGAGAUAGAAUCAGAGCUAGCUCCAAUAUCUGUACAGCUCGCAUAUAUCCAGCAGUUACUUGGAAAAAAGCAGGAAGCAAUUGAAGCUUAUAUGGGUAUAAUUAGCCGCAACUUGGCCGAUGCUUCAUCACUUGCUAUUGCUACAAAUAAUCUCAUCGCAUUGAGAGGCACAAAAGAUGCUUCGGAUAGUUUGCGGAAACUUGACAAAUUAAUAGAGAAGGAUGAUGGCUCAAAGUUCUUUAAACUUGCUAGUGGUCUUGAUUUUAAAUUGUCGCACAGGCAAAGAGAGUCCUUAUAUUCUAAUCGCUUGUUUCUACUUCUUCAGACAAAUAAGAUGGAUCAGGCUCAAGAACUCGUAUCUGCGCUUCCAGAAAUGUUCCCUGAUAGUUUGACUCCUAUUCUUCUCCAAGCUGCUGUGCUGGUGAAAGAGAAGAAAGUUUCAAAAGCUGAGGAGAUACUCGGACAAUUUGCAGAAAAAUUCCCUGAAAAAUCGAAGCCCUUCCUGCUUGUUCGAGCUCAAAUUUCUGCCGCUGCUGGCCAUUUGCAGGUUGCUGCUGACUCCUUAUCUAUGAUACAUGAUAUCCGACAUAUGCCUGCGACUGUUGCGACAAUUGUUUCGUUGAAAGAGCGCCUUAAUGAUAUCAAUGGUGCUGCUGCUGUUUUGGACUCUGCUGUCCAAUGGUGGAAGGAUGCAAUGACGGAAGAUAAUAAGCUCAGUGUGAUCAUGCCGGAGGCUGCAUCCUUUAAACUCAAUCACGGGCAUGAAAGAGAGGCCUUUAAACUGUACGAAGAGCUUGUGAAGGAUCAUGGAAACAACACGGAAGCUUUGGUGGGAUUGGUUAAGACUGCUGCACGCACUGACAUUGGGAAGGCCGAGUCAUACGAGAAGCAGAUGAGGGAAUUACGAGGUCUCAAGGGAAUCAAUGUGGAAGUCCUGGAGAAGAGUUGUGGAGCAAAGCAUGUGGAAGGGAUAAAUGUGGGUAAGGUGGAAGCAUUGGAGGAAGUGAAGAAAGCCAAAUCAAAGAAGAGAAAGAGGAAGCCGAGGUAUCCAAAGGGCUUUGAUCCUGCAAACCCAGGGCCACCUCCAGACCCAGAGAGAUGGCUGCCCAAGAGAGAGAGAUCGAGUUAUAGGCCGAAGAGGAAGGAUAAGAGAGGUGGUCAGGUGAAGGGUUCACAGGGAGCUGUUGUUCGUGAGAAACAUCAUGAUGUUUCUGUUUCAAUUGCGCCUAAUCUGAAGUCCAGUCAGGGUUCUUCUUCCAAAGGCGCUGCAAGUUCAGAGCAGCCUACUAAAGCUUUCUCCAAGUCCAGAAAGAAAAAUAGGUCGUAA